AUGUCAAGCAACUACUCAUGCGAGACCGCGAGCGAGACCCUGGAAUGGAUCAACGCCAUCAUCGACUUCAUGAAGCCCUUCUCUUUCUUGACCAACGCUCACGUCGUCAAUUUCUUCAACGAUCGACUCUGGGAGGCCAUUGAUCACGAUUGGAUGGACUGCUUACGGCAGGAACCAGUCGAAAAUCUCCUCCAAAUUCCAUCUGGAGUGGUCCAGGAUCACUGGCCGGCUUCGCUCAAGGAGUUUGUUGUUACGUUGAGGUCUCUCGCGCUUCCUCGACAGCAGGCCGACUUGCAGGCGGUAUUACCUGGAAUUAGCAUGACUUCCCUCAAUAGUGUUCUUUCGACGGGCAUGAAUUCGAAGAAGAAACAUGAAGUAGAAAUUCUUUCGGCUGUUGUCAGUUCAGUUGCAAACAACAUCGGUGCUCACGCAAUAAUAGAUGUUGGUGCUGGUCAGGGGUAUCUUGCACAAGUACUUUCCUUCCACUACCAACAUUCGGUAAUUGCAAUUGAUGCCUGCUCUCACCAUGGAAGGGUUACCAAUGCACGUGCAGAGCAGAUCAAGAAACAUUAUGCUGCUCAGAUGCGUAAAUCCGUAGCAGGAAACAGGAAUUUGGAUGUGCCUAAGACAAUCACAUGCAAUGUGAUGUCUAUUGACAUGUUGAAAGCUUUGGCUGAUAUAUCACUGCAUAAAGAUAAUGCCUCUCUACUACAAGCUUCCUGCCAUGCGGAUGGUGAAACUUCAUUAGUUCUUGCUGGGCUUCAUGCUUGUGGAGAUCUUUCGGUGACAAUGCUCAAGACCUUUACGGAGUGUGAAGAGGUUAAAGCAGUUGUUAGCGUUGGCUGCUGUUACAACUUAUUGUCUGAAGAGGGUUUCAAUCAUGUGGGGUCUCAGUGUGGUUUUCCCAUGAGUCGUGGUGUUAAAUCUGCUGACUUGUCACUUGGAAAAAGUUCACGUGACCUUGCUUGUCAGAGUGCAGAGAGAUGGGGUUGUUUGGAAAAUGAUGCUGGUCUCCACAAUUUUGAGUUGCAUACUUUCCGUGCUGCUUUUCAGAUGGUUUUGAGUCGAUAUUAUCCUGAAGUUGUGAUAACUAGUCCAUCCAUUGGGCGUCAAGGGAAGGCUUUGCGUCGCCAGCAAAGUAGGGGCACGAUAGACUCCUCUAUGAAUCAGAAGGAAGGGACUUGUUCAUCCUUGCCUCAGUUACCUUGUGAUAUGAAAGGAAGUGGUUCUCACCUAAAAACCACAAAAAUUGAAACAGAUGACAGUUUUGAGAUGGAGUUAGAGACAACAACCAAAGGCAGUGGGCAUUCAUCUAGUAAGGCCACCAAAUACAUGGGGACUCCACUCAUUAGCAAAUAUACACUUUUUGAGAAAUACUGUCUAUCCGGAUUAUGUCGCCUGGGUCUUGAGCCUCUGAAGGAGACAGAUCUCCAUGGAAUAUGGAAGGAAGUUCAGCCUUUUGCUGAACUUGUUGGACCUUAUUGGACUCUUCGAGCUGCUUUUGGGCCUCUCUUGGAAACUCUACUUUUGCUUGAUCGAUUAUUGUUCCUACAAGAGCAAGGCAGUUCAAUUGACGUAGUCAUGUUACCUAUUUUUGAUCCAGCAUUAUCCCCGAGGAAUGUGGCCAUUAUUGCUAAAAAAAGUUGACAAAAAUUUGACGCUGGCAUAAAAUAUGAAACUGUUGUACAACUACAAACUCUUAUCCUGCAAUGCAGAGUUUAGACAAUAUUUUCCGGAGGAUUUGCUAACUGUAUACAUCAACCUACUUUAUAGAGUCUCCUAGGGCAUGCUGGAUUGAGAAAGACAGGUUUG
Messenger RNA from Fragaria vesca subsp. vesca, 1812 nucleotides. Its product is annotated as methyltransferase-like protein 25-like. The transcript is spliced from 12 exons. The coding region runs from base 1 to 1647 and encodes 548 amino acids. The record is from RefSeq and is a predicted model, not a curated record. NCBI's taxonomy places the organism in Eukaryota, Viridiplantae, Streptophyta, Magnoliopsida, Rosales, Rosaceae.